Messenger RNA from Helianthus annuus (common sunflower), 561 nucleotides. RefSeq lists its product as uncharacterized. The record is from RefSeq and is a predicted model, not a curated record. The transcript has a single exon. Lineage: Eukaryota; Viridiplantae; Streptophyta; Magnoliopsida; Asterales; Asteraceae. The coding region runs from base 1 to 561 and encodes 186 amino acids.
AUGGAAGAAACUGAAUUCGCUCCAAGCUUCAGUUGUUACUCUAAUGACAAUAUCACAUCUAGAGCGGUCGCAAAAGCGAUCCAUGAAGAAGAAGUAGCACGAUUGCACGAAAAUGGGGACAUCUACGAUGACGAUUUUGAAUUCUCGUUAGUGUUAAGCGACGAAGAAAGCGAUUCACAAGCUUGGACUGCUUUCAAUUGUGACAUUACGGGUUCAUUAGGGAAGUUGUUCAUCAGUGAACAAGAAGAUUCUUCUUCAUAUACAUCAUCAGAAACCGAUGAAUCGGAUAGUCCACGUAAAUGCAAGAAGAGUAGGUCUUUCGGGUCUGAAUCGAAAAGGUGGAUAUUCCGGUAUUUGCUGAGGCGGAGCAACAGCGAACGUAAGGAGCCGAUGGUGAAGGAGGAUAAUCCGAAACAAAAAAGGAAUUCUGGCAGGCGGUGGGCGACGCAUGAGCGAUUUUACGUGCAAAGAAGAGCGGAAAAUGAAGUUGAAAAGAGGAGAUCGUAUCUACCUUAUAGGAAGGAUCUUGUCAACGGAAUGGGGAAAAUGCUUCCGUUUUGA